Molecule: messenger RNA, 1536 nt
Organism: Penicillium alfredii
Lineage: Eukaryota; Fungi; Ascomycota; Eurotiomycetes; Eurotiales; Aspergillaceae
Product: cytochrome P450
Exons: 2
Coding region: 1-1536 (511 amino acids)
Molecular function (GO): iron ion binding; monooxygenase activity; heme binding
Source: RefSeq, a predicted model, not a curated record
AUGGAUUUGUUCAAUGUCAGUGUAUCUGGCAACCCCAUCGACCGCGGCCUUGUAUCCAGACUUGUGAAAAGCAUCAUGUAUACCCCGCUUCAGUGGCCGCAUCUUCUGUCGCUGUGCGCGUGCCUAAUACUGGGUGGAUUGUAUCUCCGCAAGCUACCACUCCCCCCGGGCCCAUCACCACUUCCAAUCAUUGGAAAUAUUCAUCAGCUUCUGUCAAAACCUCUACCUGAGUUACUGCUCGAAUGGCACCAAAAAUACGGGCCCAUUAUCAGUUUCCGGUCCGGCAGCCGGCUCAUGGUCAGCAUUGCCUCGCACGAUGUCUGUCAGGAUCUGAUGUUGCGGAAGGGCACUCUCUACAAUAGCCGCCCGGAGAUUGUGGUUGCGGGUCGGCACGCCACUCGGGGCCUGCACAUCGCACUCAUGCCUUUUGGCAAAAAAUGGCAAGCCCACAGGCGCAUUCUCGCAUCCGUCACUACGGAAAAUGCCUCCCGCAAGUACCGGCAGCUAGAGGAAGUUGAAAGUCUUCAAGUGAUGAUUAACUUGCUCACAUCUAACGACUUCUUAGCAAACUUCCGCCAGGCCGAGAUCCAUCAGUCCGAACAACUGACUUAUCGAAUAAUGGAGGUUCUGUUCAACUUCCAUUUUGCACUCGGUGAAAUUUUCCCGGUCCUCGACUAUCUUCCCGGCUUCCUUGCACCCUGGAAAGCCUUCGGCAAGGGAUUCUACUCCGAGGCAACUUCGCUCUACUCCAGAAACCUACUCAAAGCCCAGUCCACCUCGUCAUGGAACUGGGUCAAGCAUAGCCUCACUCGUCCCGAAGCACGAGAUAUGCCGACUGAUGAGCUGUCCAUGCUCUUUGGAGCCUCCCUCCAGGCUGCUUUCGAAACAGUUCCUUCAGUCCUCCGCGUCUUCGUAAAAGCCAUGCUCCUUCACCCGGAAUGUGUGGUAAAGGCACAGACUGAACUCGACCAAAUUGUCGGCUCUGACCGCGUUCCCUCCUUUUCCGACAUGCCUUCCCUACCUUAUAUCAAGGCCAUCGUGAACGAAUGCUGCCGGUGGCAAGCAGUGAUACCUCUCGGCGUUCCACACUGCAACACCCGCGGCGAUGAGUACGGUGGCUAUCGCUUUUCUAAGGGCACAACGGUAUUUGCAAAUACAUGGGCCAUUGGUUUCAAUGAAGGCCUCUACCGUAAUGCCCGCGACUUCCUUCCCGAACGGUGGGUGGAGAACCCGGAGCUUCCUAAUAGCGCCCCCUUCGGGUAUGGCCGGCGCGUAUGCCUGGGUAAAUUUAUCGGUCGAGAUAGUCUGUUCAUUAACAUUGCCCGACUACUAUGGGGUUAUAAAUUUGCUCAUGGGGAGCGGGAGGUCGCGCUCUGGGAUAUCGAUCAUGCUUUCUCUUCUAGUCCGCGUGAUUUCGAUGCCAAGUUUAGCAUUCGGAGUGCCAAGCAUCAUGAGACACUAGAAAGGGCGUGGGCAGUUACGGACACUGAUCCCAAUGUAAUCCUUGGAAAGAUUGCGACGGAUUAUCAGGCUUGA